UGAUAAAUGUCUGAAACGGAUUUGAUUGUGAUGUUAAGAUUUACAUAAGAAAGUGAAGGAGGAAAGAGAAGUUUCGGUUUAAUCUUAGUGUUGAUUUAGGAUUUAAUUUAUGUUAGGUUUGAAGUUAUACCUUUUCGUCAACCUUAAAACUCAGAGUUUCAGUGGAAUAAUUUAUUGCGAAAAUGAAUCUUUAAUGAUUGAUAAUAAUCCUUUGAUCAACUCUAGCGGCGAUCACUUUCGUGAAGGUUAUAAAGAAUUUGAAUCUGUGGAUUGCAGAGGAUCCAGAGUUGGUCGCGAUGUAGUUAGAUUGCUUAAUCUUCAGGAACUGCAGUUAACUGCAUUGUUUAUCUCAGUAUCUUGAAGUAUAAGGUGGCAAGCUAGCGAUGUGUUUAGUUGGUAGACUGCUUACAAACUUUUGAUCAAGCUUCCUUUGUUGUUCUGGGUUGGCAUCUGUAUAUGAAACUGAUGUUUGAGACUAAAGAUUACAGGUUUGCUGCUGCCAAUUAACUUGUAAAAGUUCAAUGUCUCCUCAGUUGGAUGGUCCUGUUUGUAUUCCGAGGGCUAUUGAAGUGCUCAACAUUAGCCCCUAUAGAGGUGAUUGUCAUGGGAGUAUGUCAAUUGAAGAAGAAGCUGCUUUUCCUGCUGCAGCAGGGAGAAGGCGUCUCUUUGUCCAAACUGAGAAUGGCCAAGUUUUGGAUUUGGAUCUGGAUCGAAGAGACAAUGUUAAUUCAGUCAAGAAAAGGUUGCAACUCGCCCUUAAUAUUCCCACUGAUGAAAGCUCAUUGACCAUUGGGGAUAUGAUACUGAACAAAGAUCUUUGGGCUGCUCGAAAGAAUUUCCCAUUGCUUCUGACCAGAAAUGUAAUGCAUAGGAGCUCAUCCACUCCAUCCCUGUCACCUACUGGAAGGGAUGUCCCACAUAGAGAUAAGAGUGGCAUUAUUGAGAUUCUUGGUCAUUCUAAUCACUUUGCAGGAAUUUCUAAACUGGUUAAUGAAAUCACUAUAGCAAUCGAGAAAGGGAUUGAUCCAGUUCCUGUGAAUAGUGGACUAGGAGGUGCUUAUUAUUUUAAGAAUUGUAAAGGGGAAUAUGUUGCUAUUGUGAAGCCAACUGAUGAGGAGCCAUUUGCGCCAAACAAUCCUAAGGGCCUCACAGGAAAAGCUCUUGGACAACCUGGUGUUAAGUGGUCUGUAAGGGUUGGAGAGACAGGGUAUCGUGAAGUGGCAGCCUAUCUGUUGGAUCAUGAUCAUUUUGCAAUGGUGCCACCUACUGCUCUUGUGAAAAUUUCACAUUCAAUUUUCAAUUUGAAUGGUGGUGUCAACAGAUGCAAUCUUCAAAGUUUGGAAAGGGUCAGCAAGAUUGCUUCUCUUCAGCAGUUCAUCUCCCAUGACUUUGAUGCUAGUGACCACGGGACAUCUAACUUUCCAGUUUCUGCUGUACAUAGAAUUGGGAUAUUUGAUGUUAGGAUUUUUAACACUGACAGGCAUGCAGGAAAUCUUCUAGUCCGGAAGCUUGACAACGUCGGAAGAUUUGGUCAAGUUGAACUCUUCCCCAUUGAUCAUGGCCUCUGCCUACCUGAAGGAUUGGAGGAUCCAUAUUUUGAGUGGAUACACUGGCCCCAGGCUUCAAUUCCCUUUUCAGAGGAAGAGAUCAAGUAUAUAAUGAAACUUGAUCCUUUUCAUGAUGCUGAAAUGUUGCGUGCUGAAUUACCAAUGAUUCGAGAGGCAUCUCUUCGAAUUUUGGUACUCUGCACUAUUUUCCUUAAGGAGGCAACUACUUCUGGGCUGUGUCUUGCUGAGAUUGGAGAGAUGAUGAGUAGGGAGUUCCGCUGUCAUCAGGAAGAGCCAAGCGAACUUGAGAUUCUUUGCUUGAAGGCUAAGCAGGCUGUUGCAAAUCAUGCAGUGCCAACUACUGAAGCAGAAGAAAGAGAAGGAAGCUUUCAUUUUGGUAUAGACUUUGAGAAUACAGAAACUGACAUUUUCUCUGAGGUACUCGAAGAUUUUUCCUGCCGAGUAUCAUUGCCCCCUGAAUGUAAAAAUGUACAAAGCUCAACUGGACUAUCAAGAUUGCAAUAUACUUGGGAGGAGGAGGAUGCAUCGGUUGAUCAGAAUGCAAGUGCAGAUGAUUCUAUAUUUGAGAGAGACCUAAACCAUACAUCUACUGAUUCUAAGCUCUUGAAGCCUCCCAAGAAGAUGAAUUGGGAGGAUAGCAGUGGAAAGCCCAAACUAGCUUUUCUGGAUGGAACUUCAUUUGCCCAAAGACGAAGUUCUGAAGAGUUACUUCCGUUGACAACUGGUUUUGUGAAAUUUGAUGACUUGAGUGAAAAAGAGUGGAGAUUGUUUCUCUUUAGGUUCCAGGAGCUUCUAGGUCCAACACUUGUUCAAUGGAAGAUCUCAAGAAUGGGACUGAAACAGAAAACAAGGCUUGGAGCUUCAUGUGAGUUUUGAGACAGUAACCAGCUAGUUCUUACCAAUGGAUAUUCUCAACGUACAUCUGUAGUUAGUGAAAGAGAUAACCGCGUAGAGAGAACCCUCGUGUGAAAGUUUGAGAGUGUUUUUUGAGUUGUUUCUCAGCUUUUACAUAGAGAGAACCUAUAUAGUUAUAUAUUGUAGAAAUUCCUGUUAAUAUUUGGCUACUAGAUGGUCUAACUAUAUCAGAGAUGCUAAAAUAGCCUGCUUUUUUCUUGCUUUGUUUCGACUCGCUCACGGAUCUCCUAUUUAGAUCCGGAGGUCGAGCUCAAGCCUUGUUUUGAGACGCGCAGCUCAAGCUCGGCUCAGUAUACUCUUAAUGCAGACAAAUUCAUGUUACAGUUGCCA
Messenger RNA from Oldenlandia corymbosa var. corymbosa, 2813 nucleotides. The record is from the annotation of a GenBank genome assembly. Lineage: Eukaryota; Viridiplantae; Streptophyta; Magnoliopsida; Gentianales; Rubiaceae.